AUGAACGAGGGAGGCGGUCGUAGGUCGGCCCAGGGCUCUCCACGAUCCAGCAUGGACAACUCGACCACGUCGUUUGACAGCGUGCGCAGCAGCGGCUCUGACUGGCCAACGCACCCGUAUGAGCUCAACACCAUCGCCGAGCUGGACUCGCUGCCCAUCGGCACCGAGGUCAACUUCCGUGGCCGCAUUCACACGCAGCGCCAGCUUUCCAAGGCCCUCGAUUUCCUUCUCCUCCGCGACCAGACCUUCUCCAUCCAGGGUGUCCUUUCUAGAGAAAACAUGGAAAUGGUCCAGUGGGUGCAGAAGCUUCCUGCUGAAUCACUGCUUCAAAUCAACGGUGUGCUCAAGGCGCCUCCCGAGCCUGUCCGAUCCGCCACCGUCUCCCACGCCGAGGUUGAUAUCCAUGGCCUGUGGCUUGUGAACCCGGCCCAGAGCGCCCCCUUCAGCGUCUACAGACCCCCCGAGGCCAUGCGCAACCGCAUGUCAUCGCGUAUUCUUGAUCUGCGACACCCGGCUAACCAGGCCCUGUUCCGCAUCCGAUCCAUGGUCUCUCGCCAGUUCCGUGACACCCUCGAGGGCUAUGGCUUUGUAGAGAUCAACACCCCCAAGCUCCAGCCUGCUGCCACUGAGAGCGGUGCCUCCGUCUUCAAGGUCAACUACUUUGGUCGCAAGGCCUUCUUGGCCCAGAGCCCCCAGCUCGCCAAGCAAAUGUCUGUCUCUGCCGACUUUGGUCGUGUCUAUGAGAUUGGUCCUGUUUUCCGUGCCGAAAACUCAAACACUCAUCGCCAUCUUACCGAGUACACCGGUCUGGACAUUGAAAUGGCUAUUGAGCAUGACUACCACGAGGUCAUCCAGGUGCUUGAUGAGUUCCUCAAGAACGUCUUCAAGGCCGUCUACGCCAUGCCCGAGGUCGAGGUCCUCAAGCAGCGAUGGCCCAGCAGCGAGUUCAAGUACCUGGACGAGACGCUCAUUCUCGACUUCCGAGACGGUCUCCAGAUGCUCCGAGACGACGGCCGUGAGGCUCCCGAGGAGGAUCUUUCCACUUCUGACGAGAUCCGACUGGGUGAGCUUGUUAGGGAGAAGUACAACACCGAUUACUACGUGCUAGACCGCUUCCCCACAAACGCCCGCCCCUUCUAUACCCACAAAGACCCCGAAGACCCCAGGUGGACCCGAUCCUUUGACAUCUUCAUCCGCGGCCAGGAGAUUUGUUCCGGUGGUCAGCGUAUCCACGAUGCCGGAGAGCUGCGUGCCAACAUGUCUGCCGCCGGCAUUGCCGAAGAGGGCAUGGAAGAGUACUUGGCCGGCUUCGACCUCGGCGCGCCGCCCCACGCUGGAGCCGGUCUUGGUCUCGAGCGUAUCGUGACCUGGAUGCUCGAGCUCGGCGAUGUGCGAAACGCCUCGCUCUUCUACCGCGACCCCAAGUCCCUCCCCGACCGCAAGCCCGGCCUGCCCCACCCCGAGGCCGACACCACCAAGCAGUAUGCCGCACUCCAUACUCCCCCGGUCGAGAAGCUCAUUGCCAACUAUGGCGAUGCUUCCAACACCUCUUGGCUCGACGAGCGAUUCGAGAUUUGGAGACACAAGUCUGGCGCCGCCAUUGGAUAUGUCAAGCAGGAGAAGUUUGCCAUGAUCACUGGCGAUCCUCUCUGCGAUAAGUCGCAGUACACGGACGUCAUCUCGUCGUUUGUCAAGUACGUCGUGACUGAGCUCCGCCUUGUCCCCAUGUGGAUGCUUGUAUCGUACGACGUGCAGAGAAUUCUGGCACACGACAUGGGCUGGCGAACCCUCUCCUGUACCGAGGAGCAGCGUGUCGAUACCGCGAGACACCAGAGCCCGGCUGGCGGACCCAAGGCCCGCAGAGUCGAGCGCGAAGGUGUCAAGAUUCACGAAGUCAAGCCCGACGAGGACUUUAUCUCGCGCGCCGAUCCGGCCAUUGAGGCCUGGAAGGCCAACCGCAAGGGCAAGCAGGUGCACUUGACCGAGGUGCGCCCCUGGGUCGACCCGGAGCACCGCCGCUACUUUGCCGCCGAGAAGGACGGCAAGGUGCACGCCAUGGUUGUCUUGGCCAAGCUGUCGCCUCGCCACGGCUGGCAGGUCAAGUGGGCUCUGGACUUCCCCGGAGCUGUCAACGGCGCCAUCGAGGUCCUCAUUGAGCACGCGCUGUCGUGCGUCACCGGACAGGUGACGUUUGGUGUCGGUGUGUCGGAGAAGUUGACUCCUGGCGAGCACCUUCACGGCAUCCGGGCCAAGUUCCUUGCCACCACCUACCGUUCCAUUGUCGAGAGUCUUGGCCUGCGCAGAAAGGCUGGUUUCCGAUCCAAGUUUGGUGCCCUCGGUGAAGAGGUUUACAUUUGCUACCCCAAGCACGGCGUCGGCUUGAGAGAUUUGCAGCAGGUCAUCAAGUUUUUCCAGGAUUAA
Trichoderma harzianum CBS 226.95 is the source of this 2421-nucleotide messenger RNA. RefSeq lists its product as hypothetical. The record is from RefSeq and is a predicted model, not a curated record. Gene Ontology annotation, cellular component: cytoplasm; cytosol; aminoacyl-tRNA synthetase multienzyme complex. Gene Ontology annotation, biological process: aspartyl-tRNA aminoacylation. The transcript has a single exon. Lineage: Eukaryota; Fungi; Ascomycota; Sordariomycetes; Hypocreales; Hypocreaceae. Bases 1 to 2421 code for a protein of 806 amino acids. Gene Ontology annotation, molecular function: RNA binding; aspartate-tRNA ligase activity; ATP binding.